AUGUCGGAGUCGGACAACGAGACAUACGAAGUUGAGAGAAUCGAGAAAGCCAAGGUGUUCAAGGAAGGUGGCGGGAGGAUCUGGAAAUAUUUCGUCAAAUGGAAGGGCUACGAUACCAAUGAAAACACAUGGGAGCCGGUCAGCUCCUUUGCGGAUGACGACCUCAUCAACGAGUUUUGGCUAUCCGCAGAUACCCGCGAACGGGAUUGGAGCAACUUGAGUCAGUUUGAUCCCGGCGAGGAAAUACGGAAGUCUACCACGCGAAAGAAACCGAGCGAAUUUUCUCUUUCGACUGGUAGCCGCGCCUCCGCAUCUACUCCCCGGCAAAAGCGGCGCUAUGCGGCCCAUGUUUCGGAUCCCGAAUCAGAGGAACCCAUAUCCCCACCGCCCAAGAAGCCGCGACAAAGUAUCUCUCAGGGCAUCCGGAACGGAGGAUACGAACGCCAAGCACAGGUUGCUCCGGAUACACAGGAAGCCGAAGACGUGUUCGCGCUGCGGAAACGACGUCGCUCAUCUGCGAAUCUUAAGACCUACAGUGCGCAGUCUCGAAAGCAGAGGGGAAAGCAGAUUGCGAGGCCUCGCUUUGAGGACGAAGAUGAACCGCUUGACGCGAGUCAUGUUGAGUUUGCGCACCAAUUCCAAAAUGUGUUCAACACUGUGCACAAUGAUCUUGUUGAGGUGGAUGAUUCUGACGGUCCAGACAAUGCCGAGGUUGCUCGGACGAGCAAGGUGAAGCCCCGGCCUAGCCGGCGUCCUCGGUCCGUGGCACGACGGUCUCCAUCCGUUGGUGCCAACCAUUGGGUCACCAAGUCCAACGAUGGUUCUGCAGGGAGCGGUUCUUCACGAAGUGUCUCUGUCGAAAUCGUGGAAUCGACCAUAGUACGCGGCAGGCCGCGGAAAUUGCCGAAGAAACCUGCACUUGCUCAACGCUUCCUUCAGGAAGGACCCAGUUCUCAAGCUGCCUCUGUCAGCGAUCACCGAUCGUCUCCCGGCAAGAAUAUGGUCAAGAAGAGCAGGGCCGGGCCCGGCCGCAACUCAGCGCUUCUAUCCGACAUUCGGCCCGAGAUGGACUCGGAGCCAACCCCGUCGACGCGGAAGAGCAAAGGGAAGCGAAGGGCUGUUGUCGAGACUGACGAAGGGUCUGAGGGGCAUGCAACAGGAGACAGCAUACGGAACGAAGGCAAACGAAAGGUUCGGUCACCGAAGGCGUCGUCACGCAUGGACAUCGACGAUACUAAGGAUAAUCUACACGAGAAGGAACUGGCUAAACGGGCGAUAAUAAGGGAAAGGGAGAAACUACAUCAACAACGAGUAAUGAAAGCGACACUCUCCCGCAACGCCGAUGACAAGGGGCUACACAAUCCUACCGGUAGUAAACGAGGGCACAACAGUCACAACAAGUCAUCCAAAUCUCAGAAAUCCCCUUCCCUUCAGCUCGAUGACGAUUCCACAUUGGACUUGGUGCCCACCGGCCUACUGGACACUGAUGCCCCAUCCCCGACCGUCCCUUCCCCAGAAGCGACGAAGCAUCGCGGCCUCGCUGUGGAAAAUGAGUCCCAUCAUUCUGCCUCAGGUGCAGAUCAGCGACACGAUGAAUCCUCGGAGCCCUUAUUUCUGGACAGCCCCGAACCCACCUCCCCGCAGGCUGGCAAUGACAAUGUUGCCCCGGCCGAGCGCCGCGAGGAGAUGCUGCCGUCGCCAUUGACGGCCUCGAGGCCAGCCGAAGAUGCCACAGGCUCAACCGCUCUGCGAUUGCCAGGACCACCAAAGGUGGAUCAGCCCAGGAUUCCUGCGCAUAGGAACAAGGUGCCCCGUGUCAAAACAUUCGACACCGUUCCGAGAAACAACUCUAUACCUGCUAAAGCUCGAGCCACCCAGCCGCGUCGCAAUCCAUCAACAUCCCAAGGAGUGCCACAGCCAACGCCUCCCUUGAGCUCCGGCGUGCUCUCGAGGGCAAACACAGAGAACGAGGUCAUCCCUGCAUCCGUUUCUCCGUCCCCUGGACCUGAUUUAGCCUCUGGCAACCGCGAUGAGUCCCUUCGCACACUCACGCCGCCACCGCCGAAUUCUCUUCCGUUUGGUGGGCCCACAGACUCGAAUGACGGCACAGCUGAUGUUCAGCUACAUGCUACCAGUAGCGUGGGCGCUGGUCCGGGAGGAUCGGACGUUCAUCCUGAGCUUGAGGAUGGUCGUCGAUAUCCCCCCGUGCGCAACGCAGCUUCUGAGUCCGCUCAGCCGGCGCACAGACAACAUCAAACAAAUCCUCGGGUACGGACCCUUCCGACCACCUCUGUAGGCAAGAACGAGCCAGCGGGAAGAUCGAUUGGGGCAAAACAACGCGCGAUCGCUCAGAUGUCGAGACCUGGGCCGCUCGGUUCUGGUUCUUCGAAUGCGAAAGUGACGAAGACCACGCUCCCGAGGCGAGGUGGUAGUCUUCUUACCUUUAACAAAGGCAGCAAGGCGGGCGUGGGCAGAGGCGUUGUCAUGCCGCGUUCGACGGGGAAGCCUAUCGUGCAGUCGUCGUUGGCCGAGCAGCAGAACACAGGUCCUUUCGAGAAUUCUCCUGACAAGGACAACGCAGAUAUGGCGUCGCUAUUCAGCGAGCCCGAUGAAACCGAGGCCGACGCUGAUGUCGGGCAAGUUGUCCCAACUGGAGAAGAUAUACUGAAGGCACACGGCCUCGGAGUGAAUGAUACUGCGGAUCUCCCAGAUUUCAACGAGGACGAUGCACCCGCUCCUGAAGUUCCAAUAUCUCAGGAAAACGUUGCUACGACCAUCCCCGCCCCUCAACCGCCGUCCCAUGAUGUUGUCAAUUCCCUGUUCGGUAACCGAUUGUCAGUUCAGCCAGCACCCGUUUUCCCAGUUUCGCCGAUCACCGGCUCAAGCCGUCCAAUGCGGGCGCCUGCGUUUUCGCUCCGCCUCGAUACCGUCGCUUACCUUCACGUGGCUUUGCACGAUCUGCACGACGACUACUCUGUGCUGGAAGCAUUGGGCAAAGCGAAUCCCGGAGUGCCAGGCAAGCUAUAUGAGCCUCCGGCGAUGCAAGUCAUGGUCGGUGCAUUGGCAAAGAUCAGUGGCAAGGUCGGCGUCGUCUCCAGUGCCAGGGUCGAGAGAGAUCGAAACAGCGACGACGAGAAGCAGAUUGACUUGUGGCAGCGGUUCAGAGAAAGACUGGAGAACAACGGCGUGUUCGUCGAGUUGAUUGAAGGCCGUACAUUCGCAGUAUACUCCUCCGGGAACGGACUCGCGACGCAACGAUUCAACGUGCACCCGUCUCUGCUUAAGUCUACUGAGGCAAUCCUGAUCACACCGGUCGACAUCGUCGACGGGAUGGCAUACGCGAACGCCGCCGUGCAAGCCGCCAACGUCAAGUGGUGAAGUCGAUUAUAUAUCCAAAUCUGUAUCUUCUCUAUGUCGUAUUGCUUUUUUGCGCUAUCCCGCAUAUUUUCGCAACCUAUAUGUUAAUGCUAUGAAUAAUUAUACAGAACAUGUGAAUGCAAAUGCAUGGCGUCGAUGAGGAAUAUAUAGCGAGUGGUGAUCCUUCCAUAUUAGCAUGAGUGACGUGAUCCAGACCCUUUUUCAAUACUUGAGGAAUUCUACGAAGCCGGGCUCGUGUCGCCUUCCCGUGAAGGAGAUCGCAGGCGCUUUUUGGACGAGCUACGCCGUAAAAUGGCGAUGAACCAGCCGCGGCGCUCGGAGAUGGCUGACAUAUCACAGUUGUCAUGGCUUGGAUGCCAAUGGGUCUUCUUCGAGAGCGACGCUUUCGAGAGCGAUGCGGACAAGCUGGUCACAGAGGCGACAUAACGGCAGUCCGAGCUUGAGGGUUUCGACCCGAGAUGUGACGUGGAGACCGCGUAGUCGUAUGAAGGCGGCGGUUCGUUGGGCGCUGGCGGUGGCGGGGAUAUCGAGCUAGAGGUGGGUGCAGCGGAUUUCCGCGGUGUCACCACGGGUGCGUGACGAGGGGCAUCCCUCCGAAGCUCGGGCAGGCAAGCCAGCUGGGGGUGCACGGUGGUGGACAAAGAGUGGGACAUCGUUCUCGUUGCGAGAUGCGCCGCCGAGUCUUUAUGCCCGGGCUGUGCG
Messenger RNA from Punctularia strigosozonata HHB-11173 SS5, 4080 nucleotides. RefSeq lists its product as uncharacterized. NCBI's taxonomy places the organism in Eukaryota, Fungi, Basidiomycota, Agaricomycetes, Corticiales, Punctulariaceae. The transcript is spliced from 12 exons. The record is from RefSeq and is a predicted model, not a curated record. Bases 1 to 3378 code for a protein of 1125 amino acids.